Messenger RNA from Sporothrix schenckii 1099-18, 885 nucleotides. RefSeq lists its product as uncharacterized. NCBI's taxonomy places the organism in Eukaryota, Fungi, Ascomycota, Sordariomycetes, Ophiostomatales, Ophiostomataceae. The record is from RefSeq and is a predicted model, not a curated record. Bases 1 to 885 code for a protein of 294 amino acids. Gene Ontology annotation, molecular function: protein dimerization activity. The transcript has 2 exons.
AUGCCGGCACAGCUGUCGAUCCUUGCUCGGGCCCGCCAGAGAUCGCAGAUGACCGAUGACACGGCGCUGUCCAACAAGAGCAGCAAGGGCCACGACAACGACGACAAGAAUGGCAGUGGGACCGCCACACAGGAAAAGACGCGCAAGCGGGUUCGCCAAUUUACGUCCGACGACCGCGCGGCCCACCGCAUAUUUGAACGGUGGCGGCGCGAGGCCUUUCGCGAGAAGCUGAUCGAACUCGCCGAGAUGCUGCCCAGCCUGGCAGGCGCCGACAUCGACCGUCUGUCCAAACAUACGGUGGUGCACGAGUCCAUUUCCAGACACCACGAGCAGACCCGGCAGAUCGACACCCUAACGCGCGAGCGCGAUGAACUGCGCGACGAAGUGACGCGGUGGCGCACACAGGCUGGCUUUCCUGCUGCAGAUACGUCGCGCUCAGGUCCGGGGAGUGAAGCAGAGCUGGAACUGUCGCCACCCUUGUCAAUGUCUCUGCCAAUGUCUCUCUCUGUUGCGAUGCCCCGAGAGCAGCAACAUCCAACGGCACCUGCUCUUCUUCUUGACAGUGCAGUAUUGUCGCUGCCACAGGGCGAAAUGAACCAUGGUGUAUCAGACGUUGUCAACUGGUCUUGGACACCUCCGUUCGACAUGGAUAGAGAUAUGGGAGAGGCAGACGUGUCGCUUUCCUGGAGCAAUUUUGACGAUACAGAUAUCGGACAACUUGUUUCCAGCUCUAUGGGGCCGCUAGCUCCUUCUAUGCCACCGGAAAGGCCGAGAAACGAUGGGCGUCACGAUAUUGAAGAUGUGAUUGUGGUCAAUACAUCAGACUACAGCCGGCAGCAGGCUUUAAUGCAGCCGCCAGAGGAGAUUCUAUGGACGGUGUCAUGA